UAAAAUUUCAAAAUUUUUAUUAUUUGAUUUUUGUUUUGUUGACUUUUAUAACGGACGUUCACGUAACCGUUUUUUUAAAUUAAAAUAAUAAUUGCAAUUUUGUUUUAGUUUUAGUAAUUAGCGGUCUAUACAGGCUCAAUAAUGAUGUCGGAGAAUGUGAAGAGUGAUAGUAAAUCCCACAAACACAAAACUCCCUCUCCCAAGACUAAAAUAAACAAGUUUUACAAACAAAUAUCUGGUAUGGGUGGUAGUCCCUUCAAGAAUUUACCUAACUUUUCCACACCCCCUUCAAAAUCUGCUAUAAUUUUUAACCCGUUCGAGCCUCAUUUAUUUGAAAGACUGCAUUUGCCAACGUGCAGCCCUGACGUGUUUGAGCAAAUAUCCACUUCAAAGACUGAAGAAAAUUUUAAAUGGUCCAUCGACGAUAUCUCAAUCCUGAAACCAGCUGAUAUUGAUGAGAGUAGCUUGAGCCAGCAUGUGGUCACAGAAGACCCCCAUAUUGAAUCAAUGGUGCAAGAAAAAAUAUGUAAAUUUUUUAGUGAGAAUAAAAUAGUUCCUAGCCCUUUGAAUGCUAAAGUUCAGCAGUCUUUUUGUCUGGUAAGGGAAAGUUUGGGGGUGACUCCAGAGAAAUAUGUUAACACAGAUGAGCAAUGUAUCGGAUUUAGUAUGGAUGAUAAUGCUUCGUUUUAUAAGGAGUUGUUUGAGUUUGAGGACAAUGAAGAAAAUUCUGCUGAAGUAAAGUCAUUGUCACCCCCAGCAGCAAUAUCAGGUGACUUGGGCAUUCCUGCAUUGUUAUUUUCUCCCACCACAAGAGGCUUUGGAACUCCUGAACUAAACGGUUCCGCCCUCUCUCCUAUUACAAAAACCUUGCCCUUGCCCACAAGAUUUUCUUUCUCUGAUGAUAUGAGCAUAGACAUCAGCGUGAUUGAAGUUUCUGAUAAAGACAAUCAACUAGACAUCAGCGGAAAUGAAGUUUUGGAUAAAGACGAUCAACUUAUGUUGACUACUUGUACGCCUAUGAAGAAAACUGAUACUACAUUUGGAAAGAAUGCAGAUUGCAGUAUGGUUUCAAGCUUUUCUAGCUCUUGUACGGAUUCUGAUAAGAUGGACGUUUCACAUUCUUAUACUCCACGUUCCAAAUUAUUUACAAGAAAGAAGCAGAGGAAAAGAUUGAGCAAAAGUUUCAGGAGUCAAUUUGAGGUUGCAGACAAAAAUACUUCAUUGCCAAGUGAAGAUCAGAUUUUUGUAGAAAAGGGCAAAAUGCUUGAAAACGAUACAACUGAUGUUGGUUAUUGUACCCAUGAUACUGGAGACUAUAGCAAUAAUUAUUGUGCUAACGUGUUUGCCUCAACGCCCAGUAGUAAGAGGACUGCAAUAUUGGACUUUUAACUUUAAUAUUUAAUUUGUACAUUUUAACUUUUUUAUCAAAAAUUGUAAUUUCUUAAUUAAAUUCAUAAUUUGUGGCACAAAAU
This is a messenger RNA of Ceutorhynchus assimilis (cabbage seed weevil), 1472 nucleotides long. Lineage: Eukaryota; Metazoa; Arthropoda; Insecta; Coleoptera; Curculionidae. The record is from the annotation of a GenBank genome assembly.